Saccostrea cuccullata (small rock oyster) is the source of this 3796-nucleotide messenger RNA. RefSeq lists its product as uncharacterized. The record is from RefSeq and is a predicted model, not a curated record. The coding region runs from base 207 to 3059 and encodes 950 amino acids. Lineage: Eukaryota; Metazoa; Mollusca; Bivalvia; Ostreida; Ostreidae. The transcript is spliced from 3 exons.
GUUACAUUCUAAUUUUUUUUAGUUUGUUUAUAUACAAACUAAAUUGUCAAUAAAUAUGAAUACAGAAUUUUUUUAAUGUUUGAGUGAAUUAAUAGUCGUUCGAUUACCUUAACUAGAAAAUUUGAAUCAAUCCGGUAUUUUUUUUCGAAUCCCAAAUAUCAAAAUUACCCAUCAGUCUUUCGUUUAUUUACAUCCGGUUUAGCAGCAUGGCUUCCCAAGAAGAAAGUGAAAACAUUGAGACUCCUAUUUUUGCCGAUAAUGACAAUAGCGUAUGUACAGAUGAGGUGUGCAUUGAAGAUGUGCAGGAUGAGGAGAUUGAACUUCAGUCUGAUAAUUACAUGUACUCUUCAAAUGAGUAUAAUGAUGAGAAACAAGUCCCCACACCAGAAAAGAAAAAGAAACUUGACAAUCUUGGAAGAGUUCGGCCCAGAUCAUAUGUGAAAAGUGGUGCAAGAAAACAAAAAUCUACAGAGCAACAGCCUUCGGAACUUGAAAGAUCUGAAACUGUCUCUUUAUCAGCUACAGACUAUUAUCCAACUGGUCAAUUAAACACAGAUUCUGAGAAACAUGAGGACUUUCCUUCCAAUCCACAAUUGCCCAUUAGGAAAGACUUUUAUGAAAUUGUUUCAGAAUUAAUGGAGACCAGUGUUGUUACAGAAAGUUGUGAAGAGGAUGAUUUUUCAUUUGAGAACUUGAUUCAAGAUAAUGAGAGUCAUGUGAUUGAGGAUCAAUUAAUAGAAGAUGAAGAAAAUCUGGCCAGUGACCCAGAAGAAAUUCUUCCAAAAGAUUCCCCAAUUUACCCAGGUCAUUUUAUGAGUGUACAUCAUAGUAUGGUAUUAAUUCUUCUUUAUGCUAUGUGCCAUUCUAUCAGUGGAGCUCAACUGGCAGAUACACUAACUCUUGUUAGUCUACACUGCUUACAUUCUCAUCCAGGUCUAAAGAGCAUUUAUGCUUUUAAAAGGUAUUUUGCAGAUAUGCAUUCUCCAAUAGUGAAACAUUAUUUUUGUAAGCAGUGUAUGACAAGUGUGAAAGAAAAUGACACUAAUUGUCCAUCUAAAGACUGUGGAAUACAAUUAGGAGUUAAAAACAAAGACUAUUUUAUAGAAUUACCAUUGGAAGAACAGUUAAAGAAAAUAAUGAAGAGGCCUGGAAUUUUGAAUUUAAUUAAAUCCAGAUUUCACAGAAAAAAGAAGCAGCUAAAUGGAAUUGAAGACAUAUAUGAUGGUGCUGUUUACAAAAGAUUUUCAGAAAAUGGAGGUCCCUUAUCUUCGGAAAACCCUACAAAUGUUUCAUUCACAUGGAACACGGAUGGAAUUCCUGUUUUCAAAAGCUCAAAAUUUUCCCUUUGGCCCCUCUAUCUAGUCAUUAAUGAACUCCCAUUCAAACAAAGAUUUUUGAAAGAAAAUAUGAUCCUUUGUGGACUCUGGUUUGGUGAGUCAAAGCCAUUUAUGAGUAUUUUCACAAAACCGCUUAUGGAAUCUCUGAAAAUUUUAGAAAGUAAUGGAAUUCAAUACGAAGUGGAGAGUGAGAAGAUUUGCACAAAAGGCUUUCUAAUCUGUGGCACAGCUGAUCUUCCAGCCAAAAGUAUAGUGUUAAAUUGUAACCAAUUUAAUGGCCAGUUUAGUUGUAUGUUAUGCUUACAUCCAGGGGAAACGUACAGAACACAAAAAGGUGGAAGUGUUCACACCUUUCCAUAUGAUGCAUCUAUGCCUAAACAUGAAGAGAGAACAACUGAAAAUUGCCUGAGAGAUGCAGUUCUGGCAAUAGAAAACAGAAAAACAGUCAAUGGAAUAAAAGGACCCUCAUUUUUGAUGACUCUAAAGUCCUAUGAUUUUGUAAAGUCAACCUCAAUAGAUUACAUGCACGGUGUACUUCUAGGAAUAGGUAAACUUUUAACUACUCUGUGGAUCAGCAGCACACACAGUAAGGAAAUUUUCUCAAUAUCUAACUAUGUUGAAAUUAUCGAUCAAAGACUUUUGCAGAUUAGACCACCAUCUAUUAUCACAAGAGUUCCAAGAUCAUUGUCUGACCAUUUUAAAUAUUGGAAGGCCUCUGAAUUGCGGUCUUGGUUAUUUUUUUAUUCAUUACCUAUUCUUCAUGAUAUUUUACCUGGGAAAUACUUGUUGCAUUUUGCUUGUUUCGUUGAAGGUAUUUUUUUAUUGUGUUCAGAUAGUGUAGCUUCUACAGACAUAGAGAAAAGCUCUAAGCUAUUGUCAUAUUUUGUGCACAUGUUUCCUUCCUUGUACGGGGAAAGAUACCUUACUUUGAAUAUGCAUUCACUACUGCAUUUACCACAAUGUGUAACACAAUUAGGACCUCUUUGGGUCUAUUCGUGCUUUCCAUUUGAAAAUAUUAACGGUACGUUGAUGGAAUUAUUCCAUGGUACACAAAAUGUUGAAUUACAAAUUAUGUGUGGUUUAAAUGUACUUCAGAAUAUGUCAAGUAUGAUUGAAGAAUUUGAUGAUCAGAGACUUCUAGACUUUGCAAACAAACUAAGUCAUAAACGCCAUUGUAUUAAAUCUGUAUUAGGAACAUCAUCAGGAUCUUUUCCUAUUGGCAUGAGUAAAACUGCUUUUUUGACAGAUAAUUUGUAUAGCAAAAUUUUUAAAGAAUGCAAAUUUAAACCAGUAAAGCUAUUAACAUAUAAAAGAAUAUUACUUAGAGGAAGAAUAAUACAUUCUAUGGAAUACACCAGGGUUUAUAUGAGAAAUACCUAUACUGUAAGUUAUUUUGACACGGUAGAUAAAAGAAUACACUUUGGUCAAAUAGAGAGUUAUGUAUUGGCAAAAGCUUGUGAUUGCAUUGAAGACUUGUGUCUAUGUAAUUCAGUAUUGUUAGCCAUUAUUCAUGAAUUAAAAUGUGAAGAACAAUCAAUUAUUGAGGACAACUUCUUACAAGCUGAUGUAUCACAUAUCAAAUUGGCAAUGAAAACAGAUAUUAUUCAAGUUGUAAAUGUGUCAAAAAUUUUGAACAUUGUUGUAUAUAUGAGUUUGACAGACAAAUUAAACAAAGAGAAAAUUUUUCUCUGCAAUUUCCCAAAUGUUGUAGAAUCUGACUGAAAUCCCACAGUGCUCAUGCAUUUUUUGUAUAAUGAUGUGUUUGUACAAAAUUCUGUUUAUAAAACCUAUCAAGGGUUCCAAAUUCUUAAAUUCUUAUAUUUUUAAAUUGAUCUGUCCAUUUCACUACUUUGUACACAUUGAAAUCAUAAAACAUUAGUUUAGAAGCACAUUUUUGUAGGCCUUGUGAAUUUUUUGUGACAGUUUAUUUGAUUUGGGUGAAUAAAUAGUAUACUUAUUUUUUAAAAAGUGUUAAUGCUUUUAAAUUUAAGCAUCCGAUAACUAAGAAUAAGUGUUAUCAACCAUGAUCUUUGUAAAAGCUUUUUUUAAAGAUUCUUGCAAACAAUAUGUAAUGGUUAAGUUUCCUGCAAGCUUCUCGCUAACUAUAUCUGAUGGUUAAAGUUUCCUGCAAGCUUCUCGCGAACAAUAUUUGAUGGUUUAAGUUUCCUGCAAGCUUGUCGCAAACAAUAUCUGAUAGGUAAAGUUUCCUGCAAGCUUGUCGCGAACAAUAUCUGAUGGACAAAGUUUCCUGCAAGCUUCUCGCGAACAAUUCCUGAUGGUUAAAGUUUCCUGCAUGCUUUUCGCGAACAAUAUCUGAUGGUCAAAGUUUCCUGCAAGCUUCUUGCGAACAAUAUCUGAUGGUUUAAGUUUCCUGCAAGGUUUCUGCGAAGAGACAAGUUUCUGCGAAUUUGCAGCAAGCUUGCAGCAAAAAGCCGCAAUGUUCGCAGAAGGGUUGCAGC